AUGACUGUAUCGUAUCGCACUGCCAUCACUGUCGUUCAAUUCAUCUUUUUUGUCCCCUCUGCUGUCUACGCCACUUGGCUCUGUUUCCACUAUGGCCUUAAAGCUGCAGGCACAUGGCGAUUUAUCGCGACGCUUUCUUUGCUGCGUGUAGCCGGUGGCAUUUCCUACUUUGUGUCGUUAAGCAAUCCUGGUCUUAAUGUCAUUGUAUCCGUCGUCGUCUGUGAACUUUCAGGCUUGGCACCCCUCAUGCUUGUAUGCGUUGCUCUUGUCGGCCGAGUGAACAAGACGGCCAAGGUAUUCCCUGGAAAGGCCGCCAUUUGUAUCUCUCUACUCUCCUUACUGGGGCUAAUUCUCGGUAUUGCCGGCACGGAUGGGGCUCUCGAGGAAGCAGACACCACGGACGACAUCCACCUGAACAGUCUCACCAAGGCCGCAUUGGCCCUCUUCCUUGCUGGUUUCGCUCUGAUGCUAGUCGGUUACUUUGCAUUGGUCCAGGACAUACUACGCUAUCCAGCCAAGCGAGCUGUGCUUGGAACCGAAGCGCGCAUUCUAGUCAUCGUGGGACUCGCUGCGCCAUUUGUGUUCGUCCGUCUGCUUUACAGCGCCCUUGGUGACUUUACCGGAGCGGAACUAUGGAGCUCCAUUGGUGGAAACGAUACUGUCUAUCUCAUCAUGGACGUCCUCAUGGAGAUCUUUGCCAUCACUAUCAUGUAUACCACCAUAUAUUUCGCACCGCUGCCGAAAGACGCACCCGCGGAGCGCAUUGUGGACGCCGAGAGCGGUGACACUAACGAGUUGGCUGAACAACGGACAUCCUCAUCGCUCACUGCGAUAGAGCUUGGGAGCGAGAGUCAAACAGCCCUCAAGGAAGAGAGCCACAAGAACAACGAAGCUUAA
Messenger RNA from Penicillium hordei, 897 nucleotides. RefSeq lists its product as uncharacterized. The record is from RefSeq and is a predicted model, not a curated record. The coding region runs from base 1 to 897 and encodes 298 amino acids. The transcript is spliced from 2 exons. NCBI's taxonomy places the organism in Eukaryota, Fungi, Ascomycota, Eurotiomycetes, Eurotiales, Aspergillaceae.